Dioscorea cayenensis subsp. rotundata (Guinea yam) is the source of this 2810-nucleotide messenger RNA. RefSeq lists its product as uncharacterized. NCBI's taxonomy places the organism in Eukaryota, Viridiplantae, Streptophyta, Magnoliopsida, Dioscoreales, Dioscoreaceae. The record is from RefSeq and is a predicted model, not a curated record. Gene Ontology annotation, molecular function: protein serine/threonine kinase activity. The coding region runs from base 2217 to 2633 and encodes 138 amino acids. The transcript has 9 exons. Gene Ontology annotation, biological process: DNA damage response.
AUGUUAUUUAACUUUGGGUAGUUUCUUUACUUUCUCUACAAUGAACUAGAUAUGAUUAUAUUUUAAAGUUAAUUCUGCCCUGAGGACAUCAUUAUUGUUUUCAGAAAGGAGGGUUAGUAAAUCUAUUAUUUUUUCUAACUGAACUUGGCAUGUUUAUUUAUUAUCUAAAUGAUGCAUUUAUUGUUAUCCUGCCUCAGCAUUUUGGCUUAUUGAGUUCUCUAAAUAUCUCUGUCCUGAUUGUUAGUGGCAUGUUUUAUGAUGAUUUUGAGCUUUCCCACCAUUUUUUCUCCUCUUUGGUGGCAGAAUUUAACUUUAUUUGUUCCUCUUAAAUCCCUGUUAACUAAGUUUUUCUAUUGGUUAAACCAAUGCUUGCCACCAUUUUUUUUCCUUUUAAUUUUGAGUUUUCACCCUUUAUUUGUCCUUGUACAACAACCACUUAAACCUUUUGUAGGUUAGAAGCUCUUGCUCGCUUUGUUGUCUGUAAAAUAUGGCUAAUUUGAAUAUUUGUUUUCUUGCUCAACAUCCAGCUAUUUCAUGUUUAAAGCCAAAGGUGGUUCCUAAAUCUGUCCAUAUUCACAAUAUAUACUUGUUAAGUUUUGAAUUUUUCUACACAUGGCAAUUUUAUAUAUAAGUCCUCAAGUAUGCAGUUGUUGAGAAUGUCCCUUUUUUUAAACUUAUUUUGCUUAAUUAAAUAGCUUUAAAUCUUCCACCUGUUGUGGACCUCUCCUAUGUUGCUUUGCUGAUUUUCUCACUUAUAUAAUUCUUCCUAAGGCAUGAGUAUUUUAUGCUUUAUCACAAUGAUAAUGUUGCCAUUGAUUCUUAUAGGACAUUUAUUUUUUUGAAUCAUGAUUGAAAUUCGCUACAAUGUCUCAUGCUUCAACGACUUCAUGUUUUUUUUUCCUGGAUAGGCUUCAUGCAACACUGACUUCAUUGUCUUUUUCUAGCUUUGAAAUUUAUUUUAGGGCUUCAAUGCUUGGGGACAUUAUAUCUUCUGAUAGCAUGGCCCAAAUUUAACACAAUCUUCUAUUUUAGGCUGAUUCAACGGAAAAUGCCUUUGGUGGAGCCGUUUAUGCUUCACAUUUAAUUUUUCUCAUUUGAACAUUCUAUGAUGCUUUUAUUCUUUGUAGUAUGAAUUAUGUGUGUUGUUUUGCCACAUCAGGUUUUUCUUCCAGUGGAUGUGGAUGAACUAACUUUGAGUGCUUUAUUGUCUGAACUCUAGUUAGUUCCCACAUUACUUACGAGUUAAAAUGUUCCCCUUGUGGUUUAUCCACUUUUAUCCAACAAAAAAAAAAGUUUUCUUUUCAAAAGAUCAACUUACUACCAAAUAUAUUGUUAUAAAAUGUGAACCUAAUGUCUAAUAUGAAAUACUGCAUGUUGUUGUUAUCUUGUACAGGCUUUCAUGACUAAUGCAUAUUUUUCUUUGUAUUUUGAUACGCUCCUAGUUUUCUGUGCUUGAAUUCCUCAUUUAGCCUAACUUUUGAAUAUCAUUGUUUUCUCUCUGUGCUGGUUGUGCUCCAUUUCUUAUUUAUAUCAGGAAGGUGUUUAUUUUUCCGGGGAUUGCAGGUAAAUGGAAUAAGGUAUUAUAUGGAUGGUGUCAAUGAAGGGCUUCCAGAUGGAAUCUUAGAAUGUUCCACAAAAGAUUUAGCGGAGAUCAAAAGUGAAACUACAAGUCAGAUUUUGAAAUGGAGGAAUUUAUCUUAGGACUUAUAGCUUCUAAUGGGGAUAUUGAGAAGAAGGCUUGUCAUCCCUGAUGCACAUAUGCUCCUUUUUGGCAAGUGCAUAUAUGGCUCAUUUUUAACAAGCAUAAAAGGUGAUAACAACUUGUUCAUUGGUAAGGUGUCACAGUAUAUUAUAAAGUUGCUGGAUCAUAUGGCAUCCAUCUUAGAGGAGAACUAUAAAGGAAUUCAUUGUAAUAUUUGUGUUGGUUUAAGCUUUAUUUUGUAUGCAGUUGGGUUAUCGUUAUUGUCCCUUCAAAGAUUUCUGUCCAGCCUGCUUUUUCCACAUUGUUGAGAUAAGAACUAUAAACUACUUGGACGAUUUCUUCCAAAAUUGGGAAGCUAUUGCUGGCUCUAGCUAAACUCUAGCUAAACUGUUUCCAGACCUUUCAAGGAUUGAUUUGACAGAUUUAUCUCUAUUUACUUUGCCUUCACUUGAAAAUCGUUAUUCCAUGAGUGAACCUAGUGCACAGCUUAUUGAUAUGGAGUUAGAUGUGACUGAUGAUUCUAAAGAUGCAGAUGCUUUGGCUGUUUGAAGCAGUGAUAUUUUUGCUUGAUCUCAUGAGAACGGAAAAUGAUGCAGAGGUUGCAGAACAUAUCCUUUUCAAUCUUUGUAAAUGUUUUCCACAAUCCACUGGAAGUCUUUCUAACUUGGUUAAUGUAAUUAACAAUAUGAUGGAUACCAGUUCAAGUCUAAGCUAUCAUUAUGCUAGCAUGUUAUCCUCUUCAUGUGCUUUAUUGGGAUCGUUAGUUCCUUCUUCCAGUUCUCAUGACAAGCAAUGCAGUGAGGAAGUGGUCAAUAAUGAUGAGGUUGUGGUUGAAAGACUUAUUUCUAUGCUUCAAGAUUGUGAUUAUCGUGUCAGGUUCUUUCUUUGCAAGAAGAAUACAAGUUCUUUUCCAGACUUGGGAUGGGCAUGAUGCGUUGUUCCAUGAUAUUUGUUCAAAUUUUGGUUUUGAGAUGUUGAGCGCAUCAAAAGAGAAACCGGUUAAAAGUGGUGGUGAGGUGUUAGUUGCUGGUAAUCUGCCUCUUCCAGCUGAGGGAGACUGCCCUCAUAACUCUUGCUCAUGUUGCAUUGUCCAGUGAAGAUGUUGAAA